This is a messenger RNA of Malania oleifera, 1341 nucleotides long. RefSeq names its product (S)-N-methylcoclaurine 3'-hydroxylase isozyme 1-like. Gene Ontology annotation, molecular function: oxidoreductase activity, acting on paired donors, with incorporation or reduction of molecular oxygen; heme binding; iron ion binding. NCBI's taxonomy places the organism in Eukaryota, Viridiplantae, Streptophyta, Magnoliopsida, Santalales, Ximeniaceae. The coding region runs from base 1 to 1203 and encodes 400 amino acids. The record is from RefSeq and is a predicted model, not a curated record. The transcript is spliced from 3 exons.
AUGGGUCUUCUAAACAUUUUACUAGAAGAGAUCUCGUUCUUUUCUACCCUCCUCCUCCUAAGUAUACCCGUUCUCCUUGUGGUUUUGAAGAACUUCCUACGAAAAAGUAGUUCAUACUCACUUCCACCAGGGCCACGUCCAUGGCCUGUCAUAGGAAACAUCCACCAAAUGGGAAAUAUGCCUCAUGUUACAUUGAGUAACUUAGCCAAAGUGCACGGUCCGCUUAUGUCAUUACGCCUCGGUGGCCAACUCCUCAUUGUUGGAUCAUCUCCAACUGCUGCAAUGGAAAUUUUGAAGACCCAUGAUCGUGUAUUAUCAGGCCGCUACGUUGUGCAUGCAGUUCCAAUUAAAAGUCCAGAACUCAAUCACUUAUCACUAGUGUUUGCAAGCAAAUGCACGAAACCAUGGAAGUACCUAAGGACAAUUUGUCGCCAAGAGUUUCUCACUCCCAAAGCAUUAGAUUCUCAAACUAAGUUGAGGGAGAAGAAGUUGAUGGAGAUGGUGGAGUUUUUGGGUAAAAAAGGAGGGAAAGCAGUGAAUGUUGGGGAAAUAGUGUUUGCAACUUCUUUAAAUAUUUUAGGCAACAUUAUUUUCUCAAGGGAUUUCGUAGAUUUACAGGGGAGGGGUAUGGGUGGGGAGAUGAAAGAACUCAUAAUAAGAAUUCUAGAGUUGAUUUCUUUGCCUAAUAUAUCAGAUUUUUAUCCCAUCGUAAGUCGAUGGGAUGUUCAAGGCAUACAAGAGAAGACCCAUGAGGCCUUUAGGAGUGUGUUUAGAAUUUGGGAUGAUAUUAUUAAAGAAAGAAGAGAACAGAUUAAAGAGUCAAGACCAAGAGAUUUUUUGGAUGCCUUGCUUGAUAUUGGAUUCAACAACGAUCAGAUCAAUCAAUUUAUCAUGGAAAUGUUUAUUGGUGGAAGUGAAACUACUAGUGAGACAAUAGUGUGGGCAAUGGCAGAGCUAAUAAAAAAUCAAGAAUCCAUGCAAAUGCUUCGCAAAGAGCUCGCAAAUGAGAUUGGUGGGGAAAUUGUGACAGAUUCUCAUUUACCAAACCUGCCCUAUUUACAAGCCUGUAUCAAAGAGACAAUGAGAUUGCACCCUGUAGCGCCCUUAAUCGUACCUCACCAAGCCUUGGAAACCUGCAAGGUUAUGGAUUAUAAUGUGCCCAAGGACUCUCAGGAAGGAGAAUCUGCCCAGGGCUGCCCCUAGCUGCAAGGAAAGUUCCUUUAUUUGUUGCAACGUUGGUGCACUCGUUCCAUUGGUAUCUUCCAGGAAACAUGGAUGCGGCCAAACUUGACAUGCGUGAGAAGUUUUCUACAGUGUUGCGGAGAGAACAACCUUUACACC